Molecule: messenger RNA, 3495 nt
Organism: Momordica charantia (bitter melon)
Lineage: Eukaryota; Viridiplantae; Streptophyta; Magnoliopsida; Cucurbitales; Cucurbitaceae
Product: protein NETWORKED 4A
Cellular component (GO): vacuolar membrane
Molecular function (GO): actin binding
Source: RefSeq, a predicted model, not a curated record
CGUAUGUAACUACAAGAUAUGUAAAAUUAACUGGAGCACAUGGAUAAAGUAAUAAAUGUUGAGUGGAUGGAACAGCACAUGCAUGGGGUGGCAAAGAAAAAUACCACAAUCGUGAUCUGCAUGUUUCAUUUUAAAUAUCUUGUUGGUGGCGUCGCGUGGAAAGCAUGAAAAGUCAACAGGGAAGGGUAAUAUGGUAAUUUGGGGAACAUAAUGUGAAAUGGAAGCAUGGUUGGGAAAAUGGGGGAAAACAGUGCAGGCAGUGUCUGUUGAAUGUUUUCUUAAUCAGACCUCCUCCUCCACCGCUUCCACUUGGUUUUGUGGCUCUUGGAUCUCUCCAGACUCCAAUGCCAGUAUAGUAACUAUUUAUAUGAUACAGCCUUUGAUUUCGUGGCUCUUCGAUCUCUCCAGUCUCCAGUAGCUAUUUGUGGGAUCAACUUCCGAUGGAUUUGAUGGGCAGUGAGUUGCAUUUGAGCCGCUGAAUCCGCCUCUCAGUCCAGUCUCAUCUUCUAGCUUACUAAUCGGUGAUAUCUCGAAUCAUCUUGUUUGGCAUGAAUUAAAAUUUUCUUUUUCAGUACGAGUACCCGGAAGAAGUGCAUUUGACGGUGGGCAGAGCUGGAGCAUUAGCGCGUAUUUAUGCGUACGUAUUUAAGAGGGUUGGGGUCCGUGUCCGUGUUUAUUAAAAGCAAACGCGUGGACACUAGCAGAAGCGAGCCGGAGUGGAGGUGUCGUGCGCCUGCAAGUCAAGUCAAGUGGAUAAUUUAUUAAUUCGAUUUGAAAAUUGGAAGUACCUAUGCUAUUGCUAUGAUGCACAUACACUCUUAAUGGGCCGCCUUAAAGUUAAGGCCCAUUUGCAAUUGCAAUUGUACUAGUCUACCACCCGUAGCCUGUCUGAUUUAUUGAGAAAGUAAAGUUAAGUGGCUUUCUGUUCGGUUCCCUUCUUCUCGCGGGCUUUCAGGUAGAGGUAGCUGAGUGAAGCUUUACAAAUUUCAGCGCUUGCCCCUCUCUCUGGGUCCAACUGUAACUGCAACUCCACCUCAAUCUGAAUGGCUAACUCAUUGAGCGAUAGGAAAUUGAAGAGGUUGGAAUCUCGUAAGUCUCAUUCUUGGUGGUGGGAUAGUCACAUCAGCCCCAAAAACUCUAGAUGGCUCACGGAGAAUCUCGAGGAGAUGGAUCGCAGCAUCAAACGUAUGUUGAAGCUGAUAGAAGAGGAUGCAGAUUCAUUUGCCAAGAAGGCUGAGAUGUAUUAUCAGAAGAGGCCAGUGUUGAUCUCUCAUGUUGAGGAGUUCUACCGCAUGUAUCGUUCGCUCGCAGAGCGUUAUGAUCAUGUGACAGGGGAGCUGCGAAAAAAUAUUCCUUCAGAUCUACAAUCCCAGGGCUCUGGUAUGUCUGACCUCGGCUCUGAGCUGUUCCCUUCAUGGCCCUCUCCUGAUCAAAGGCUUGGACGUCGUAAGUCUGGGCCACGAGCUGCUGGCUUUGAUUUCUUCCUUGGAUCUGGUGGAAGCAACUCUGAUACUUGCCAGAAGGAAGGAGAUGAAUCAUCUUCUUUGACAGAAUCUGAACCUGAAUCUGAUGAUUCCUCGGUAAACAACUAUUCUGGUGGUGAUCAAGGGCUGAACAGGAAGAUGAUUGAAUUGGAGAUUGAGCUCCGUGAGGCUAAAGAAAAACUCCGGAUGAAUGCGGAUGGUUCAUUUCCAGUCAGGGGGGCAACGGACGAAAAUCCAAAAACAGAAAAUUCUGAAGAUGUUUUUGCUAGAAUGGCUGGAUAUGAGGAAGAACUAAAGAUUACAAAUGAGAAGCUGCGGAUUUCACAAGUACAGAUCAUGAGGUUGAAAAGCGAGCUCCAGAAGUGCAGGCAAUCAGAAUUAACCAAUGGUUUGCAGGCCGAGUCUGUGUCUUCUACUGCUACGAUGGAAGAAACCCGAAGGCAUGAGGAUGAGGUUCCCUUGGUCAUUUACACUAAUCAGGAAUCGGAGGUUGAAGAACAUCGUACAGGUUUGGAAGCUGGCCAAGUCAUCAACGUUGAGGAACUGGUAGAAGAGCUAAAACUUACUAAGGAAAGACUUGAGGAAUCGCAGAAAGCACUUUCUAAAUUAAAGCUUGAACUUGUGAACAAUACAACAGCUGAGAAAGUCUACCAUUUACAGGAGGAGCUCGAAGCUGCCCGAAAAGAUACUGCCUCAGGGAAGGCCAAGCUGAGUGCAGAGAGAAGAGAGGUCUCCAAGCUCCAAGAAAGAAUUUCAAGGUUGAAGGCUAGUUUAUCGGAUCGAGAUCACGAGAUCAGGGAUUUAAAACUAGCAGUAUCUGAUGCUGAGCAGAAAAUUUUUCCUGAGAAAGCACAGGUUAAGGCUGAAAUGUCUGAGCUAGUUGAGGAACGAGUUCUGUUGAUGGAACAGCUCAAAGAAUGGGAACAUCAAGCUCGUCUUUUAGAGGAUGAGAUCAGAAAGUUGAAGGGGGAAAAGGUGGAUUUGGAGGAGAUACUUAACGGUGAGAUUGAGCGGUUGAAAAGGAGUAUUGUUGAGAAGGUAGAAUGCAUUGAGAAUCUUAAAAACGGGCUUAAUGGUUUACAAUCUGAAAGAGAUCAGCUCCAUGCAGAAGUGAUUACUUUGAAAGAGAAAUUGAGCUCUAAAGAGAAGCAGAUGGAUGAAAUGGGUGAGCAUAUGCAAAAACUGCAGAGGGAACGUGUGGAGCUGGUAUCAGGUGUUGAAAAGUUACAGAAGCAGGUGGAGGAGUUGAGAUUAAGAGAGAAGGAACUGGAGGGCGAGGUCGAGAGGCAAAGAGUAGUGAUAAUGGAAGGAGCAGAGGAAAAAAGAGAGGCUAUAAGGCAGCUAUGUUUUUCGAUUGAGCACUACAGGAGUGGAUAUCAUAUGCUUAGAGAAGCUUUUAUGGGGCAAAAGCGAGUUCCGGUGUUGGCAUCUUAAGGGCUCUAUCAUAAGAUUUAGAAAUUGUGUACUUGAAGAGAAGAGUUGUUGGCUUGUUUCUGGGGCGAAACAAACAGUUAAUAGAGAGUCUGCAACACUUUGCCGUGGAUUGGGUCAUAAUGCGGUUGUCUGCUUGUUAAAUUAAUGAUGUAAAUGUAGUUGUUUAGAGUAACAAUGAGCGAUAUGGUGCUUCUCCAUGGCUGGCUGCCGAUGGUUUGCUUUCACAACUCUGGCAUGAUUCAUGAAUGGUCCCGUGUGCGUGCUUUUAGGACCUUUUGUACUUGGGUAAAACUUGAAAGGUAGAAGAUGAAUAUGAACCAAGUAAAUGAGCUCCAUAUUCUACGGCUUGUAUUUUGUGGUUAUGAGAUGCAAGGACUGAAGCAAUUUGCCACAUCAACUUUUUGGUUAAGCUUUGUCCUAUGCCUACCUGUUGCUCUUUUAUGUUUACUAGUAUUUAAGAAGAAAAAGAAAUACGAUAUAUGAGCCUCAUAUUAUGAGGUGGUAUGAAUAUCAUAUUCCAUGUAUUGAAAGACGAAUACAGACGAGACAUCAUUGACCCGACCUCUUCAAGUGGAAA